UCCUCCCUGGGGGUGUCUGCAUGCAAGCGAGAGCUGGCGCAGGGCCGGAGAGUCCCGGCAGAGGCUGAGCAGGCGUCUUGUUCUCCCCCAGGCACUGCCAUCCCGUCGCGGAGAUGCUGGAUCUGCCCUUCCUGCCCUUCUGCGUCCUCCUGGGCGGCCUGGGCUUCUUGUGCGUGGCCUUCGUGAGCGGUUGGUGCCAGCACUGGCGCGGCGGCUUCGCCUUGGACGGCAGCGCCCAGAUGUUCAACUGGCACCCGGUGCUGAUGGUGACGGGCAUGGUGGUGCUGUAUGGUGCAGCGGCCCUGGUGUACCGCCUGCCCCCCACCUGGAGGGGCCCCAAGCUCCCCUGGAAGGUGCUGCACGGCGCCCUGGCUCUGGCAGCCUUCAGCCUGUCCGUGUUGGGGCUGGUGGCCGUCUUCCGCUUCCACAACACCCAUGGGACGCCCAACAUGUACUCCUUGCACAGCUGGCUGGGGCUGGUCACCGUGCUGCUCUUCUCCUGCCAGGUGGAGCCUCCUCCAGGCCCCAUGCCUCGGGCCAUGUGA
Egretta garzetta (little egret) is the source of this 545-nucleotide messenger RNA. RefSeq names its product cytochrome b ascorbate-dependent protein 3. NCBI's taxonomy places the organism in Eukaryota, Metazoa, Chordata, Aves, Pelecaniformes, Ardeidae. Bases 114 to 545 code for a protein of 143 amino acids. Gene Ontology annotation, molecular function: oxidoreductase activity. The transcript has 3 exons. Gene Ontology annotation, cellular component: lysosomal membrane. The record is from RefSeq and is a predicted model, not a curated record.